This is a messenger RNA of Aureobasidium subglaciale EXF-2481, 837 nucleotides long. RefSeq lists its product as uncharacterized. Bases 1 to 837 code for a protein of 278 amino acids. The transcript has 4 exons. NCBI's taxonomy places the organism in Eukaryota, Fungi, Ascomycota, Dothideomycetes, Dothideales, Saccotheciaceae. The record is from RefSeq and is a predicted model, not a curated record.
AUGGCAGAACCUGCACCCUCUCUGGGGUAUGGAAACAAGACAGGAAAAGAACUGACCCUUGAUCAAUAUCUCAACUUCCUUUCUACACCAGCCGACUUUGGGGAUGUCAUCCCAACUAUCCUUGUUGUUCACGCACGCGGGACGAAAGGAGACGAUGAGGAACGUCUCAAGGAUCUCGGAGUUGACAUUGAUGCCACAUUCAUGCACGUGGUAGACACGCAAACCUUUGCCAGUGCAAGGCUAAGGAGACCAGGAGGCGGAGAAUUGGCUACAAAGCCGAACAGUCGGCCGCUACACCACUGCGGCGUCGACGAUGCGUUUGUCACUGGCACAAGGCAUGCUAACAUGGUCCUCGAUCGGGCAACAGAACUCGGGCUAGAUCUAAACAACGGACCCAGAGUCCAAAUACUUAAUCUAGACUUCGAAGGUGGUAACGGACCAACCACCGAGAUAGGUACCGCAAGUAUGAUGUCGACGGUCUUGCACGGUCUGCUGGAACAUGCCACGGUUACAAGAAAUCGGAUUGUCGCUAAAAGCCUCGUAACAAGCCACAUAAUCAUCGCCGAGGUCCGCGAUCGUCACCCAUCGCGUGACACUCAAGCCCGCAUGUACAUCAACAGUAAUGAAGCAGGGUACUAUCCCCGCUUCAAUGCGAGGACAGGACCUUCGGGCAUCAAAAAGGUCUUGCAGCAUUAUGAGGGGAGUGAGUAUCUCAUGUCACCAGAUUCGAGGAUCCUGCCAUCGAAACAGGCAAUGGAGGAGUUUUACAAGCUCUUCCCUCCUCCACCAACGAAAGCCCAACUUACGACUACAAAUUACACCCUGCCGAUUGGUUAA